UUUUUUUUUUUUUUUCCCUACUGCUCUCACUGCAUCUUUUACUCGCGUCUCUGCCGUGCAAGUGCCACAUCCCGCUACCAGCAGCAGCCGCCGCCGCCGAUAACUAAUCGCAGUUUCAAUGCUUAUUUCGCAUUAAAGGGGGCUAAUAAAAAAAAAAAAAAAAAAAAAUCCGUGCCAGACAUGGGUGAGAACAUCAUGCUUUUCUUGAAGAUGUCAGUCCAGCAAACCAAUAGGCUUGUGACGACGAUGCCCAGUCGAAGAUCCUGGGAUUGAGACGUGAAUCCCUUUACACUGAUGGCCUGGACUGAGUUUCAGCUGGCCUGCUGAAGCUAUGGGGAGCUGUUGGAGCUGUCUGUACAGAGACCCCAUCCGAGACAACCAUCUCACCAAAUUUAAGGUCACCAAUGUGGACGAUGAGGGCAACGAGCUGGGCUCUGGGAUCAUGGAGCUCACCCAGACCGAGCUCAUUCUUCACACACGUAAGAGGGACGCCAUCCGGUGGCCGUAUCUCUGCCUGCGACGCUACGGCUACGACUCAAACCUGUUUUCCUUUGAGAGCGGUCGUCGCUGUCAGACUGGGCAGGGAAUCUUUGCAUUUAAAUGCUCCCGAGCAGAAGAGAUCUUCAAUCUGCUUCAGGAGCUGAUGCAAUGUAACAGCAUCAACGUGGUGGAAGAGUCGAUGAUGAUGAGUCGCAGUGGUCACACACCAGAGAUGGAGAUGUCUCGCACACCACAGACUCCCAACACUCCAGCGUUCCCUGUCCAGGCUUUCCCCAAUGGAUACCCUGGUUAUCCAAUCAGAGGUGAUUCCUCUCAACCCUCUCUUGCUGAUGAUCGUGGACAUAGCCUCAUGGGUUUGGAAGACCAGACCCACACCUAUGUAAAUACUGUUAGUAUGGAGGGGGAUCUCUCUAUGCGUCACUGUGUGCACUCCCUGCCCGAGGUGCGGCCCAGCACUUUCCCUGAAACUACGCGGGGAGCCAUGCCCGUCGGGGGCCAAGGAAAUCCGCAGUCCAACCUGCGGUGCUGUCCCCUGGAGGAGCAUAAUGAUCCUCAGGUGUUUUUACAGCCGUCCUCGCAGGAGGUCAAAUUCAUGCUGGGCCCCACUCCAGCACAGCGCCAUCUGCUGGAGAGAGAGAGGGAGAGAGAGAGGGAGAGGCACGGGCACAAUCCUCACAACCUUCAGCCAGUAGAGGGUGCAACAGGCUCAGAGACGGAGGGAGACGAGCCCUCCAUGCACCUGUGCAACUCUCACUCCUAUCACCAUUUUCAUCAUCACACGCACCGGCACCCGGGGCUCGAGCACCCGGACAGCUGCCAGAGCGGCGAACUCACGUACGAGAACAUCAACGGUCUGAGGAGCGGCCGGAAGCAGCGGCUGAGUCCCAGCAGUGUGUCGCAGUCUGUGGGUUCGAGCAGCAGCAGCAGCACCGGGGACAGUCACUCCCACUCCCUCCUGCACCCGCACGCCCACGGCCCCUCCUCUCUACCCCCGCAGGGCUACGGCUGCGAGAGGGGCAUGGGCGGAGGUCAUCGUCGGACAGCUCUGCUCAACUACGAGAAUCUGCCCUCUCUGCCGCCUGUGUGGGAGUACGGCGCUCUGCAGCGGGAUGAUGAACAGGAUGAAGAAGACGAUGAACAGGAUGAGGAUGAAUACGAAGAAGAGGAGGAAGACUUUGAUGAGUAUGAGUUCUCAGAAGGCCCUGGGACGCCCAACGGGUACCACCAGGAUGGCCGGGGCAUACACAGAGAUGCCCUGCAGAACUAUGUCAACACAGAGCAGGUCCAGCCGCCCCGGCUCCGACACGCCUGCCCGCCGCAUUCACGGCCAUGUCAGCCAGACAGAGGGGGGCGAAUAUUUAGUUUUGAUUUCCGCAGACGAUCGAGGUCAGGGGUUGGAGGCUGUGAGCACGGCCACAUGCCUCCAUCGCGGCAGCUGAAUUAUAUCCAGGUGGACCUAGAGGGAGAACCUCCCUGCCAAGCCCUCAGCAGUGGGGGUGCCCAGACCCAGCCACAGCACCAGCGCCUACCACCCAAAAAAUGUGGCCCCCAGGCACCCCGGCGCAGUGAAUGCUACGCAGUCAUUGACCUAAAGAAGACCGCUGCCAUGUCCAACCUGCAGAAAGCUCUGCCCAGGGAUGAUGGAACUUCCAGAAAGACUCGCCACAACAGCACAGACCUGCCUCUGUAAACGGUGUUCAAACUGAAGAGGAGCGAUGAAGACAGAUGAAGGCUUAUCCUCAUCUUAGCACACUGGACCCUUCACUGUCAUCCAUCCAUUCAACUGUCGGGCUGACUAAUACAGUACAGGUACCUAAUUAGAAACUUACUGAAACCUAUCUGUGCAUAUAAAAGGAAAUGAGAAAUCUCUGAGGAGAAUUUGCCAUUUUAUUCUGUGUUAUUUAUUAGAUAUGUGGUGUGAAUCCCUCUCGAGAAAUUGGCAGUUUUUACUGCAAAUACUUUGCUGGAUAUAUGGAUAUUUAUAUAUAAGCAUAGAAUCAUAUUUAUAUGUAUGAUUUUAUGCUUAGCUAUGACUUAGAGCAGAGACCUCAUUGGAAGCAGUCAUUGCCAUACUGUAUUAGCAAAUUCUAAUUCAUAAACCCAUCUCCACUCUCAAAUAUUAUUGUUCCUAUCAUUUACUUAUUUUACAUCCAUGUGGGUUUUUAUGGAAAUACUACGAGAGUCAAAAAUGUGACUCUCAUUACAGAAGAAGUAGAGCAGUUGUUGGCAUGAAGGUUAAUGGUUCCUCCAAGAUACUGGCCAAUAUUCAUACCUCAUCACAAGCAUCUAAGUCUAAUAUUGUGGCUAGUUGAAGAGACCAUUAUUUAUUAUUUUAUUAUGCCUAUAGAGCAUUUUGCACACAAUCCUAUGGAAUUGUAUUUUAUCAUAUGCUAGGAAUGGUGUCGUCCAAUCCAACAAGAACUAAAUGAACAGAAGAGAUGGUGAUAUUUGGAGAAUUAUACUAAACUGAAUGACCGUAAAAGUAGCACACAUGGAUUAAAACGAGCUUUCAGCUCCCACCUGUCCACAUGCAGCAAAUGAAAAAAGUAGCAUAUCAUCAUUGAUCAUACCUCCUGCACAUCAUCCCAGAACUGCAGGAAGUCCACGUGGUUUACGCUUGUCACAUUGCACUUUUAACCCUGGGCCACUGAAGCGCUCUUUGUCUCUACUCCCACUCCACUGGAGCCACAGGUUCGACCGCGUCCUUUUACCAAAAGCAGGGGCCAAAUAUUUCAAUCUUAGUCAGCAUUGUAGAUAGGAUUUAUUUACAUAUUUUGAAAGAGACAUCAACAACCUCAAAUAGUGGCAUUAAGCUAUAACCUCACAUGAAAUGUGCUGAAUCUAUAAUUUGUUAGUAAUCAGGUGUGAAUGGUCUGUGUUAAAGGGUAAAUCAAGUAUGUCACCAAGUCAUGCAGUGAAGACUUAUGUGAGGCUAUUUAUCGACCUUCUUAAUCAGAUAUUUAUUUAUUUAUUUCAUAAAUUAUUCAUUCUUUUUUUUUUUUUUUAAUAAUUUCUGUUUUCCAUGUGAUGACCAGCGUUUUGUAAUCCAGUUGGUAAUACAGAGACCAAAGUUUCACCUCAAAUUAUCACUGGACACUGGUGUGUUACUGUUAUAACUGUGCUUAAUUAUAUUUCAGAAAAAGAAAGACUGUAUUUAUAUUUUAAGUGCCAAAACUUAAUUGCAAAUUGUAUGAUGAAUGAACUCAAACGUGCCAAUAGGAUUCGUAGAAAGACUAGAGACAGAGAGGCAUACAGCGAUAACAGUCGGGAGACAAACUUUUAAAAACAAAAAA
Molecule: messenger RNA, 3794 nt
Organism: Morone saxatilis (striped sea-bass)
Lineage: Eukaryota; Metazoa; Chordata; Actinopteri; Moronidae
Gene: frs3
Product: fibroblast growth factor receptor substrate 3
Exons: 7
Coding region: 332-2191 (619 amino acids)
Biological process (GO): cell surface receptor protein tyrosine kinase signaling pathway
Cellular component (GO): cytoplasm
Source: RefSeq, a predicted model, not a curated record